UCAGUACCGUCUCCAUCUCAGUCCAUUUCGGGAGUCGAGCCCGUCAUUCUCUGACGUGGCCGGAACAUGCAUUUUGGCGCAAAGCAGAUGUUGAAUUCAUUCGAGUUGUAUUAUUAUUAACAGAUUGGCUAUUUUUACUUGUUGGUGUGAGUUUUCACUUUCUUGCAUCAAAAGAGACAGUUUACAAGAUCAUUACAUCUUAAAAACGACAAAAUGGCACUUCAGAAUAAAAUCCUUCAACUGAGCUGCAGGAGUGUUUUGGGAGAAGUGCUCAACAAGAGGUUUGCCAGUAAUUCUCGCGCGCUGCUCAAAUCUGCAACCAGCGAGUCGCUCCGGAUCUGUGCGACCGGACAAGAGACUUUCCCGGAGGAUUUGAUCACACCGGGGGCCAGUGCGGAGGUGGUCGCUAAGGAGACCCGGAUCAAGAGUCUGAAAGAGAUGCCGGGACCCAGCGCCGUCAGCAACCUGAUCGAGUUCUUUUACCGGGACGGUUUCAGUAGAAUCCACGAAAUACAGAUGGAACACUCUCAGAAGUAUGGGAAGAUCUUUAAAUCUCGUUUCGGCCCCCAGCUGGUUGUGUCUAUCGCAGGGCGGGAUCUGGUUGCUGAGGUGCUGAGGACGGAGGGUGUGGCCCCGCAGAGAGGCAACAUGGAGUCCUGGAAGGAGUACCGCGACCUGAGGGGCCGAUCUACCGGACUUAUCUCAGCGGAGGGUGAGGACUGGUUGAAGAUGCGUAGCAUCCUCCGUCAGCUGAUCAUGAGACCGAAGGACGUGGCUCAGUUCUCUGACGACGUGAAUGCUGUGGUGGAGGACCUGGUGAAGAGAGUGGAUACGCUGAGGAGCCAGCAGUCAGACGGACUCACUGUACUCAAUAUUAACGAUCUGUUUUUCAAAUACGCAAUGGAAGGUAUGGCAGCCAUCUUGUACGAGGACCGUCUGGGCUGCUUGGAGAAUGAGAUUCCUCAGAAGAGCCAGGACUACAUCGCAGCCCUGCACCUGAUGUUUAGUUCCUUUAAGAUGACCAUGUACGCCGGGGCCAUCCCCAAGUGGCUCAGAACCGUCGUCCCCAGACCCUGGGAGGAGUUCUGCAGCUCCUGGGACGGACUCUUCAGUUUCAGCCAGAUCCAUGUAGAUAAGCGUCUGGGGGAGAUCCAGGAUCUGGUGUCCCGAGGAGAGACGGUGAAGGGGGGGCUGUUAACUCACAUGCUGGUGACCCGAGAGAUGAACCUGGAGGAGAUCUACGCUAACAUGACUGAGAUGUUACUGGCUGGGGUGGACACGACAUCAUUCACCCUGUCCUGGGCCUGCUACCUCUUGGCCCGUCACCCUGAGGUCCAGCAGGAGAUCUACGAGGAGGUGACGAGGACUCUGGGACACGGGACCAUCCCCACCGCUGAUGACGUCCCCCGUCUACCCCUCAUCAGAGGACUGGUGAAGGAGACACUAAGAAUGUUUCCUGUUCUGCCAGGUAAUGGGCGUGUUACCCAGGAUGACUUGGUGGUUGGCGGUUACUUCAUCCCCAAAGGGACCCAGUUGGCUCUAUGUCACUACUCUACAUCCAUGGACGAGGAGAAUUUCCCCGGGGCUGAUGACUUCCGUCCAGACCGCUGGAUCAGGAAGGACGCUACGGACCGGGUGGAUAACUUCGGCUCCAUCCCGUUCGGCUACGGCAUCAGGAGCUGCAUCGGCAGGAGGAUAGCUGAACUGGAGAUGCACCUGGCUCUUACACAGCUGGUCCAGAGGUUCCAGAUUGGGCUGUGUCCCGUCACAGAAGAAAUCAAAGCCAAAACCCACGGCCUCCUCUGUCCUGCUGCGCCCAUCAACCUGCAGUUUGCCGACAGACAACCCUAGACCAAAACCCACGGCCUCCUCUGUCCUACUGCGCCCAUCAACCUGCAGUUUGCCGACAGACAACCCUAGACCAAAUCCCACGGCCUCCUCUGUCCUACUGCGCCCAUCAACCUGCAGUUUGCCGACAGACAACCCUAGACCAAAACCCACGGCCUCCUCUGUCCUACUGCGCCCAUCAACCUGCAGUUUGCCGACAGACAACCCUAGACCAAAACCCACGGCCGUCCUCUGUCCUACUGCGCCCAUCAACCUGCAGUUUGCCGACAGACAACCCUGGACAGAUACACUGUUUAUCUCCUUUCUUCUCCUUAUCUCUCUAGUGAGGAGGUAAAUGGGAGAAUAACAGACAGACUGUCGUAAGGCAGGUUUAUACCAUCCUGUACACAGAUGCUGUUGUUCUGUGUAAACAGCCUCUAAGAUACAGGAUGUACACAGACCAUAAGUGUCAGCUUUUUAUAUAUAUAUAUAUAUAUAUAUAUACAAUAUCAAUACUUGUUUCAUUUACAACGUUUCUAAGUCCUGUUAUCAACUGACUUCAGCACAGUGUCUGGCUGUGGAUUGGCUACAGUGUCUGGCUGUGGAUUGGCUACAGUGUCUGGCUGUGGAUUGGCUGCAGUGUCUGGCUGUGGAUUGGCUACAGUGUCUGGCUGUGGAUUGGCUGCAGUGUCUGGCUGUGGAUUGGCUGCAGCGUCUGGCUGUGGAUUGGCUACAGCGUCUGGCUGUGGAUUGGCUGCAGUGUCUGGCUGUGGAUUGGCUACAGCGUCUGGCUGUGGAUUGGCUGCAGUGUCUGGCUGUGGAUUGGCUACAGUGUCUGGCUGUGGAUUGGCUGCAGCGUCUGGCUGUGGAUUGGCUACAGUGUCUGGCUGUGGAUUGGCUACAGUGUCUGGCUGUGGAUUGGCUACAGUGUCUGGCUGUGGAUUGGCUACAGUGUCUGGCUGUGGAUUGGCUACAGUGUCUGGCUGUGGAUUGGCUACAGUGUUUGAAUGGAAUGUUGGCAGAUAAUUUUUUUUUUUAUAUAUACAAAAAAACUGAAGAAAAAAAAGUGUCUAGCUAACAACCUGUGCAGUUAUAUCUACAAAAUGCAUUUGCUUUACAUUUGUUAUUUGAUUAAAGUGUUCCUUUUUACGACGAUGAAUGAUUUAAAAAGUUGUCAUGACGAUUUAAAGUUGGUUUAUAGUCAAAAGUGUUGUCAGAUAUGUGCUGGUCAUUUUUGAAAUGGCUAACGAGCUAGCAAACUAACCAAAAACCAUCGUUUUUGAUGUUGCUUUUAGUUGCCUGGCUCGUUAGAUUGAUCCUAAAUACAUUUUUUAUUUUUAUUUAAUGAAUUGGUUUUAUUUGGCGUUUAAAAUAGACUAGCUAUGCGAUUUCAAACCGAGACUGGAAUAACUUGUCUGUGGUAGGUUAUAAAUGAGCACACAGACUCUAACCCAGUGCACUUCUUCAAAUCUCUUACAAUCCUUAUCCGCUCAAAAGGUAUUUUUUAUCAAUUUUGUCUGACUGACCUUGAAUUGUUCAAACUGUUUUUUUUUUUGGGGGGGGGGGGGGGGUUCUUCCUGGACUUGUUUCCUGGUCACGUGAGAGACCGUGUUGUUUUAUACUGUAUGUAGGAAGCACCGCAGAGAGACCGUAUUUAAGAAGAAAGGAUUGAAAUGGAGAUCGGGCUUGUUUGAAGGGCAGAGAAAUAUGUAGACCGUAGGUUCCUUCUGUUUGAUGAGGAAGAAGGUUUUUAAUAGAGACUCCAGAUCUGGAAACCUCAUGGGAAAAGGGACCGUAGGUUCCUUCUGUUUGAUGAGGAAGAAGGUUUUAAUAGAGACUCCAGAUCUGGAAACCUCAUGGGAAAAGGGACCGUAGGUUCCUUCUGUUUGAUGAGGAAGAAGGUUUUUAAUAGAGACUCCAGAUCUGGAAACCUCAUGGGAAAAGGGACCGUAGGUUCCUUCUGUUUGAUGAGGAAGAAGGUUUUUAAUAGAGACUCCAGAUCUGGAAACCUCAUGGGAAAAGGGACCGUAGGUUCCUUCUGUUUGAUGAGGAAGAAGGUUUUUAAUAGAGACUCCAGAUCUGGAAACCUCAUGGGAAAAGGGACCGUAGGUUCCUUCUGUUUGAUGAGGAAGAAGAUUUUUAAUAGAGACUCCAGAUCUGGAAACCUCAUGGGAAAAGGUACCGUAGGUUCCUUCUGUUUGAUGAGGAAGAAGGUUUUUAAUAGAGACUCCAGAUCUGGAAACCUCAUGGGAAAAGGUAUUUAGAAAGUGUCUUGUUGUUUUGGUGUCUGAGCAGUGAAAUGAGGUCAAAAGGUGCCCGGGUCUAACCGAGUCUCCCUGUUUUAACUCCGUAAGGAAGAGAAUUGGAUGUUCAUCUAUGAUUAGUAGACUAAAAUCCCGACCAGUUUCUAAUUACUAAUUGAACUAAUUAAUUACCAAUUAACUGUUUACACUUGUUACUGGAAUUGUUGUAAUUUCAACUAAGCCACACCCUCCUCGUUCAUGCUGGAAUAAAGAGAUCUGCUGGA
Messenger RNA from Oncorhynchus nerka (sockeye salmon), 4354 nucleotides. RefSeq names its product cytochrome P450 27C1 (gene cyp27c1). Gene Ontology annotation, cellular component: mitochondrial inner membrane. NCBI's taxonomy places the organism in Eukaryota, Metazoa, Chordata, Actinopteri, Salmoniformes, Salmonidae. The coding region runs from base 214 to 1851 and encodes 545 amino acids. The transcript is spliced from 9 exons. Gene Ontology annotation, molecular function: iron ion binding; heme binding; monooxygenase activity. Gene Ontology annotation, biological process: cholesterol metabolic process; cellular response to peptide hormone stimulus; glucocorticoid biosynthetic process. The record is from RefSeq and is a predicted model, not a curated record.